GACGUCACUGUAGUUGUUUUGGAGAGAAGAAAGGGCACCGACGGAAGAUUUAUCACUAAAAAUACCGGUUUUAUGACCGACGUUUAAGUCAUUGCGUUUUGAACCAUGUCUACUCCGGCUAGAAGACGACUUAUGCGCGAUUUCAAAAGACUUCAAGAAGACCCUCCAACUGGCGUAAGUGGUGCUCCGUCAGAGAAUAACAUCAUGCUAUGGAAUGCAGUUAUUUUUGGGCCUGUGGGUACACCAUUUGAGGAUGGAACAUUUAAGCUUGUGAUAGAAUUUUCAGAAGAGUACCCUAACAAGCCACCCACGGUUCGAUUUAUCUCCAAAAUGUUUCACCCAAAUGUCUAUGCAGAUGGAAGUAUAUGUUUAGACAUCCUUCAGAAUCGUUGGAGCCCCACGUAUGACGUGUCAUCCAUUUUGACAUCUAUCCAGUCCCUGUUGGAUGAGCCGAAUCCUAACAGUCCAGCCAACAGCCAGGCGGCACAGCUAUAUCAAGAAAAUAAGAGGGAGUAUGAGAAAAGAGUUUCUGCCAUUGUGGAGCAGAGCUGGGUAGACUCUUAACACAGCUUCCCCCAGCUACAUCACUUCUAUCAAAUACUUCAAUCUUUCAUUUACCUCAUCAACAAAAGUCAACAUCAAAACAACUACAGUGCCACCAGAUAAGAGAGAAAUCAGUAGGGACUUUUACUUGCUUGCCAACCCUUUUGAAAAAAAAUCUGAUACUUGUGUUCUUGUUCUUAAAGUUUUUUUUUUUAAUUGCAUGAUGUGAAAUAAGUUAUUGCUAACAGAAUUUGUAAUAUAUCUUUUGUUGGAUUGACGCUGUUACUGUUAGGAUUCCAAAUGUUUUGUCUUGGUUUGAGCAGAAGGGACUGUUGAUGUCAUAUCACCAAAUUAGAAAUCCAUAAAACGUUAUUUGUUAAGUGAAUGGCUUUCUCAGACAUUCUGCCUUGUCAUGUAGCAUAUAUUAAAACUAAUCACCCAAAAGCUUCUCUUGCACCCACCAGUUGUUUCUGGUCACCUACCUUAAUGGAAGGAGUCAGUGCUAUUGAUCAGCAAUCUUGGUUACUAUGGUAUUCUAAAGUUUCACAAAUCAAAGCCAACAUAAAAAUUGGGUGUUAUCUGUACAUUUCAUAAAGUAUUUUAAGUACAGUGGCACUUGAGGACAUAUUGAGUUUGGCUCAUCCUGGAAAAUGGCCAGAUAGUGGAAAUGGUUAAAGAAACCAGACCGAUCAGAAUAAGGCCUGACUCCCAACAAAUAUAAUGUCUGCUGUUGCUUCAAGCCUUUUUUUUCGUACACCGGUAUUUGUCUCCUAAAUGACAGUUGAUUGAGUAUGCGCUGUCCAGUAUACACAAUUCUUAUGAAAGUCAUUUUUCAUAAUUUUUUUUAGACAGUAUGGGUCAUAUUGUGGCUAGUGGUUUAUUUCACCUUAAAAGAAGAGGGAGAUGUUAUACAUUUUUGUGAAUUUACUCUAAAAAACAAUGUAUACUUAUAAUAAAUAUGCUGUAUAAACAUAAUAAAACACAUUUUUCAGAC
Esox lucius (northern pike) is the source of this 1537-nucleotide messenger RNA. RefSeq names its product ubiquitin-conjugating enzyme E2B (RAD6 homolog) (gene ube2b). The record is from RefSeq and is marked provisional. Lineage: Eukaryota; Metazoa; Chordata; Actinopteri; Esociformes; Esocidae. Gene Ontology annotation, biological process: DNA repair; protein polyubiquitination; proteasome-mediated ubiquitin-dependent protein catabolic process. Gene Ontology annotation, molecular function: ubiquitin conjugating enzyme activity. Gene Ontology annotation, cellular component: HULC complex.